ACAAAAAAACUAAAAUAAUUUUCUCAUAACAACCGGUUAACUAUAUCGGUUCGAUACGCUGCCUAAUCACGUCUGUUUUGUUGCGCUGUCUCUCUCUAAAACUCACUAAAAUGUCGCUCCUCGUGAUGAGACAAGGGGCUACUCUCUCCCUCCCUUCAGGUCUUUCUCUGCGGAAGCGACUUACCACAGUCACCACCAGGAGACGCACAGCUUCUUCGAGCCAGAGAGCUAUAUCAAUACCCCCGAAAGACCCCAGAGAGGCUGAGAGGAAGCUUGCGCAGCUCAGGAGAGACUACGCCAAGAAAGUGAGUCUGUACCGUAAAGACUACAUUCACGAGAUUGAGAUGCUUCGUGUUGAGAAGCAGCGUAAGGAUGAGGCGAGGUUGCUGGUUGAACGAGCUGCUAACGAGGAGAGGCGGUUAAGAAUUACAGAGAAUAACGCGAAACAGAAAACAAGAAAAAAAACUAAACAACGACUCAAUAUAGAAGCAAAAGCCAGACAAACACACUACCACAACUGCAGUCUCAGAGACGAAUAA
This is a messenger RNA of Brassica napus (rape), 539 nucleotides long. RefSeq lists its product as uncharacterized. Bases 111 to 539 code for a protein of 142 amino acids. The transcript is spliced from 2 exons. The record is from RefSeq and is a predicted model, not a curated record. NCBI's taxonomy places the organism in Eukaryota, Viridiplantae, Streptophyta, Magnoliopsida, Brassicales, Brassicaceae.